This is a messenger RNA of Candidozyma auris, 1401 nucleotides long. RefSeq names its product cytochrome c lysine N-methyltransferase (gene CTM1). The record is from RefSeq and is a predicted model, not a curated record. Bases 1 to 1401 code for a protein of 466 amino acids. The transcript has a single exon. Lineage: Eukaryota; Fungi; Ascomycota; Pichiomycetes; Serinales; Metschnikowiaceae. Gene Ontology annotation, biological process: peptidyl-lysine trimethylation; peptidyl-lysine monomethylation. Gene Ontology annotation, molecular function: protein-lysine N-methyltransferase activity; protein binding.
AUGACCAAGCUUGAAGCGCUAAUAGCCUGGGCACGGCUGCAGGGGGCCUCUUUGGACCAUAGAAUCAAAGUUGAACUGUCACUGCUAGGAGGAUUGGGCAUCAUUGCCACGCAAGACAUCCCCGAAGAUUCCAUAGUGCUCCGAGUUCCUCAGAGUAGCACCUACGACAUACAGACUCUCCUAGAAUACACAGAAGAACUCAAGAAGCAAAAUGAAGAUGUCAGCAAGGUCAUCAAUGGUGUCCUUACACUGAUCUCAAGUCCCACGGAGACUACGGUGAUACGAGGGUAUGUAUGGAGUUUCUCGAUUUUGCAGUCGAUGGGCGUCAGCAUGGACCUCAUCAAGCCAUAUAUGGAUAUACUUCUCUCGACGGAGAUUUUUGACGUUGAAGAGGACUUGGAACUGAGCGAUAGCUUUGUUCAAUGGCAAAUCAAUCAAAAAAAGAGGGUGAUCGCAGAACAUACAGAUAUCGUCAGGGCACAUCCAGAGCUAGCGCAGCACCUCAGUCCCAAGGAUGCCUUUCGACUCCACCAAGCAGUGAAAUCACGCGUUCUUGAAAUACCACAUGCCUUGGAAGGGGACGAGAAGUAUCAAUUCACCACACGCGUCACGCUUGUUCCCAUGCUAGAUUUUGCCAAUCACGCUCGGGACAAUAAUGCGGUGUUCGACGUAGAUAAGGAAACGAAAGAGGUCAUUCUCCGUGUUACUAGGGACGUGUCCAAAAGCACAGAGAUCUGCAUCUGUUACUCGCCGUCAAACGAUAUGGGCAUGUUUUUCCGGACCUACGGUUUCAUUCCCUCAGUUGGCGAGUACGAGUGGGUGUUGCCCAACUUCAACGAGAUCGUCAAUUGCACGAAAAACACCGAAAACGAGGACUACUUGAGAAUGGCCAAGUGGCUCCGAGUGACGCCAAAAGUAACGCUACAUGCGUCAAAAGAAGAUGUAAAAGUGGACCUCACCGAAUCCCGGCUACCCCUUCUCAUGAUACCAGGCCUCACCUACUAUGCCGGGUGGAGGAACGAGAAAGCAGACAUAGAAGAGGACGAGCAAGACAUUGAAGAAUUGAUCGUAGAGGAAGAAGAAAACGGCGUCAUCUUGUCUACCGAAACAGCCUACGGUGUCGUUUAUGAGGACGCCUACGUAAGCGUGCCAAACAUUUUGGAGCAAACGUGGGAAGAUUCCGAGAACGGGAUACGCGAGCUCGUCAAGCUCACUAUACCUUUGCUCACUAGGGCUGCCGAAGCGAGCAAAAGUGCCGAUACUACAACCUUGGCUGCCACCGCCAUACAGCACGACACUCAGCAAAUGAGAAACUAUUUUCGGGUGAAACACGAGCUUCUAACGCACCUUCUCGAACAUUCCACUCGUGACUUUAUUGACAUGAUAAGUCACUUGCAGUAA